AUGAAUUAAAUUUUAUGCAAGUAUCAUCCUGAUAAUCAAGCCAUCUUUUUGCUUUGGAAUUCUGAAACUCUUAAAAUUGCUUGCGAAGAGUGUUAUGAAAAUUUUUCUAAUUCUGAUUACGGACAAAAAUUUAAAAAACUUACAAUUCGAAAAGCACUCAAAGAACCUGACUAUUUCAUAAAAUAGUUUGAUUUAGAUGAAAAAAGCAAAACAAUUAUGAGUAGCUUAGAAAACAUUCCAGAAACCAUUUUGACAGAGCUAAUAGAAAAAAUAGAAAAAUCAAUAUAAGAAAUGUCAAUUAUUUUAGAGAAAGUUAUUAUUGAAAUGAAAGACAGAGUAUGUCUCUUAAUACAAAGCAGAAAUUAAUUAAGGUAUAACUUAGAAAAAGUAAAAUGUUAAGACUAACUUAGAAUUCAUAUUACUCAUAAUUUAUAAAAUUAAUUGAUAAUCUUAAUAGCUAGUAAUUUGUUACUCAUGAAUUUGUAAAUGAAGCAGAAAAUAAAAUUAAGGAGUUGUUUUUAUAAAUAAAUAACAAUAAAGCUGUUUUUAAUUCAGAAGUUUAGGAAUAAUUGAAUUUACCAAAACUGGCCAAAUAGGCAGGAAUAUCCUAAAUAAAUGAAUUGCAGAAUAGAAUGAAUCAAUUUAGAAGAGAGAUACAUCCGUUUUUAGUUCAUAAUUACAAUAAAUCCUUAACUUUCUCAAAAGUUCAUAAAAAUAUGCAUUGUUUGAUUUCUUAAAACGGCAAAACGGUUGAGACAAGCCUAAAUUGUUAUUAAAGUUGUUUAUGUGAUUAAAUGAUCCCAAAUUAUGGUGUCACAUAAUUUGCUUUUUUGAUUGUAGAAUUAACAAAUGUUAUGAUUGGAGUUGGGAACAAAUCUAUAGUAGAGAGUAGAAAAUAUGAAUUGUGUAACAAUUUAGGAGGAGGGUAUGUAUUCCUAAAUUAAUAGUUUUCAAAGAGCUUAUAGUAUAUCGAAUUCUGGCUAAUGCUAUUCUCAUGAUUAAAUAAUAAACAAUAAAUCGACUGGGUUUGGAUUCUCUAAAAAUGAUAUCAUAAUUGUUGAAAUUGAUAUCAGUGAUAAAUAUAUAAAAUGGACUAAAUAAUCCACAAAUCAAUCGUUUGUAUUCAUCUAAAUAUUUAAUUAAGGUCAUGGCUAUCAACACUACUUUAAAUUUGUAACCUUGUCUGCAAUUCAUUGGUAAAGGUAAAGUUGAAAUUAUAGAUUUUUAUUCUCAUGGAAAAUAAGAGAAAAAAUGA
Messenger RNA from Paramecium octaurelia, 1255 nucleotides. The record is from the annotation of a GenBank genome assembly. NCBI's taxonomy places the organism in Eukaryota, Ciliophora, Oligohymenophorea, Peniculida, Parameciidae.